UGGUCUGCUUGUCCCAUCUGUGGUUACAACACACAGCUUUCAACCCAAAGGCCCAAGGAAUCUGGCAGGGUUUAUUUUACUCUUGUAUUGAAAGUAAUUAAUUCACCUUCAAUAACUCACCUCCGUGUAGAUUAUGUUCUUCACAUGAGAGGUCUUUUAAGGAUAGUACAGAUAUGGAGCCAAAAUACAAUGUAAGUGUCUUGAGUUUUACAGGAAGGAAAUAGGUGAAGUAUUCAGUGAUAUUUAGUAUGCCGCGUUUAACCCCAUCCUUUGGUUAUCUUAAACAGUUGCAUUAUUUUUGUUUGUGUUUUACAGUUUUUGAGACAGUGUCCUUGAGUUCAGACUCUCUCUUCCAGAGGGCAGUUUCAAUUCUUCAUACUUCUUACUUGGACUCUGCAUCUGAGCAUGGUUUUCAGUACAGUCAAGUGACUUUGGUGAAAAAUGACAUUUUCUUAAAUGAGUACAAAACUUUUUACCAAGAAAAAAAAUCAAGUAAUUAUACUCAGGAAGAACUUCAAGAGACUUACGGGUUUCUUCUGUUUGAAACUGAAAAUCAGGCAAAGUUAGUGUGUCAACGCGGGCUGUGUGUGGGCAGCAGUGCUAGAACCACUCUCGGUGACCCAGCAAAAGGUGUGUAUAUUUCCAAAUACUCAGACUAUCUUCAUGCAAGACCAUGGUAUCAUGGGAAGUCUGGUUAUGUUGUAAUUUUUAACCUAAUUAAGGGAAAAGUCAAGUUUGUGUCUGAAAAUUAUACCACUAACUAUACUAGCCCAUCUUCUGGCUAUGAUUGCCACGUGGCUGCAAAUACUAACAAGGUUUCUCACAAGACGAGUCAUUUUCGCGCAUUUGAACUGAGUCAGUAUUACCUCUAUGAACUUUCAGGUAGCUCCGUUAUUGAGCGACCCCGGCAGAUCUGCCCUUAUGUUAUUGUAGCUUUUCAGUAUAGGGAGCCUAAAAGGAUGGCAGCUUCCGCUCGUAAAAGCAUAUUUGAACUCAGUGAAAAUGCUCUCACCUCUUCAUGGCAAGGCAAAUUAAUUAUUCAAGGCUGUCUGCUGUGUGAUAUAAGUCUUUGGUCCUCUUACGGUACAGCUGUUCCAAAGCAACUGCCACAUGAACUAGAUUUUAAGUAUGUAAUGAAAGUGUCAUCUUUGAAAAAAAGACUACCAGAAGCUGCCUUUAGAAAACAGAAUUACCUGGAGCAAAAAGUCUGUUGCCAAGAUAUGUGCUUCAGGAUGUAUGAGGUGGAACUGUCAAACAAACAAGGGGAAAAAAUAGAUAAACUAACAGAGUACAUUAAAAAUAAGCAAUUGGCAAUCAUCAAAUGCUUAGAAGAUCGGGGGUUUUUCAUCUUACUUACAUCAUCAGCCUUAAUACCAGAAACACAUUUUGGAGGUGGGCAGACGGGUCUACAUGGGUUACAUUUAUUCCAUCCAUCCCUUCCAGCAGGGCUGAAAGAAUUGAAAGGUGAAGAUGACAUCUCAUCGAAGGUGACACCUAUUUUACCUGCCCUUAAUUGUGCCCUGCUAGAAGCAAAGAAGUCAUUUACUGAAGAAGGAGUGUGUCCAAACACAUUAGUAAAGCAUGGUUUCCAAGAACUGUACAAGGUAGACCAAGGCCCUUCACUGACUGCCACUUCCCAAGAUGGGAUUCAAGAGACUGCAUUCUUUGGCCAACUGUCCGAUGGCUUUGACUUGGUUCCUCCAGCAGAAAAGUGCCCUUCACAGUCUUUAACUCAGUUGAAGUCUUAUUUUUCAGACCCUAGUGGGUAUGUUUUGGAAGUGUCUACUGCGUUAGAUUUAUUGGCAGACCGUCCUCAGUCCCCUUGUAUCUCAGAUGGAAUUUGUGACGCUGCAUUUUCUUUAGUUAUGACUCCAGAUCCUGAAUUUCUUGACUCAGAGGUAGAAGUAAGAAAAGAAACUGAAACCGAAAAGAAUCCUGAAGAAAUGUUUAAAGCCAGGCAGGGAGCUCUGGUUCCGUUAAGCGCAGCAUCAAAUCUGAGAGUUCAGCCUAAGAGAAAGGCAAGCGUACCACCCACCAUGCAGAGUAAAAGGGUGAGCUUGUGCCGCUCCUUCCCCAAAAGAAAUCCUGCCGGAGCAAGCAAGGGUUCAGACUCUCCAGCAACUCUCAAAUUAGUUAAAGGACCGUUCCCUCAGAAAAGAAAAAGAGAAGGCGCUGACAUGCCGGCCGCACAGUUUGUACAGACAACCACACUGCAUAGGAAAGAACAAGCAGCUCCCGUUUCUAAAGAUGCUCCACUGGCAACGAAUACUAAAAGGGCAAGGAAACAAGAGAAAUCUCCAGUCAAAACUGUUCCAAGGGCUAAGCCACCCAUGAAGAAAUCUCCACAAAAGCAGAGGGUAAAUCUAGUAAAAGGCAAUCAGAAUCCCAGAAUCAGAAAGCAGCCACAACCUGCAAAAGGAGAAACUGGUUCACAACUUCCAUCAGAAAUCUCAUCAGUUGGUCAAGAGGAUGUUAUUAGCAUAAAUGCAACUCAGACGGAAGAUAUCUCGGUGGCUCAAAAAGAUCUACCUGAAAACUCCAUUGUCAACUGUGACUCCCAAGCCCUCAAUUUGCUAGCUGACCUAGCAUUAAGUGCUGCUACUUCUACCACACCACCAUCUGAACCUAGGAACUUUCCCUGCGCUUCUGAAUCACCACAAAAUGAUGUUUUGCUUUCUAAAGAACAUUCUGUGUGCGGUACAUCUGACCAUGAGUAUCACAGAGGAGUUAAAAAUCAAAAAGGUGGACUGUUACCUAAGCCCUCCUCUGAGAAGAAGAGUAGUCCGGCGCCCGAUUCCCCCGUCAGCCAAGAGGAGGAGAGCGUGGCUCCUGUCAGUCCAGCCCCCGUGGAAGCCGCAUCAGCCCUUUCCGAGGAAACACUAGAAAGUAAUGAUGGAAGCCAAAGCUCUUUUGUUGCCGUGGAACAUUCCUAUGCCCUGCUCCUUGCGGAACAUUCAAAGAAGCAUCUACAGCAGAGAGGAACCUCCAGCCCUGCCUUCGCCAAGAACAGCCCCAAAGGCCCUGAGGCGGGGACCCCAGUGGGGAAAGUAAUGCCAUUCCGGCACCAGCAGAGCGCGUCCCCGCUGCAGAAGCUGUCCGAGGACCUGGUGCUCAAGCGCAGGAGCAGAUUGCUGUCCUCCAGCCUGAAGGACUUUCACUGCUCUCAUACUGUGUUCUGCUGUGACGGCUCCUUUAAGGUCACUUUCAAAUGUGACACGGAGUAUGUGUUCAGCUUGGACAGCAAAUAUACCAACAACCCGCUGGAGAAAACUGUAAUCCGAGCACUACAUGGGCCCUGGAACACUGACUUACCUGAUAACGUGGAAGAAGUGAAGCUUUUACUUCAUAUGUGGGUAGCUCUGUUUUACAGCAAUCAGAACAAAGUCAUACGGUCAUCCCGAAAAGUGGUAGAACACAGCAACCCAGCAAAAUAUGUGUCUAUAAAUAGCACAUUAGAAUCUUUUGAAUUCAGUGAAAUUGAGGAGUCCUCCAGUGUGGAAAGAUGUUCUGUAGACCCUCUGUUGGAGACCAGUGAAACUCCCACAGGUCAUGCUGCCGACAUGUCCUUCCCUGACACUAACUCCUUGCUUCCCUUCAUGAAACCACCACCCACAGGAGGCUUGGAAUUCUGGGUACAGAAUGAACAGAAAGAAAUUUUUGCAGAAGAGGGUCAUCCAGUUUCCCCAGAAAGCCAGAAUUUCAUUUAUUCUUGUAAUAAUGAGAUAAUGGGGGGUAAAGCCAAACAAGACCCAUCAGAUAAACUAGAGACUUCUAAUCUUGGAAGUACCCAAACUAAUGGACCUUCUAUUCCUAGUGAAGAUAAAACCUUUGAGCCACUUGAUAGCACAAGAGUGACUCACAAUGAUACUAUCACACAAACCACAUUCAGCAAGACUUACGAUGGGCUCAGCAGUCAGUCGGUGACUUGUCAGAAGUCUGUGUACAGCACCCUUGAAAGCAAAGUUGAUAUUUUUCAUGCAGCAGUGCAAACAAAAACUAGUGCUUUACAGGGCCUCAUCCAGCAGAGCAGCCCCAUGAGCAAAGAAUGUCAGCCUUCAUUGGAGAGUAAGGAUGAUACAGAGUAUGUGAUGAUUAAUCUGGAACCAGUUACAUUCACUUUUGAAAAAAACACCUAUGUACCAAUACAGACAGAAGUUGCAAAUAGAAGCGAUGAACCUACAACCUUUAAUACGGAGUUGAUUAAGCAAGUGUCACCUGCUCCGAGUCUUAGACAUCCUGUGUCAUUUGAAAAGGCACAAACACAAGGCCUUAGGGAUGUUCCCUCUCCAGCAAUGUCCAAACAAAAAGGCACUAAGUACCUUUGUGCCUCCUCAGUUAGUAAAGAGACACUUGCAAAAGAAAUGUGUUCGUGUUCGCUACAGAAAGAGAUUCCCGCUCCAAGCUUAUCAUCACCAUCUGAUAAUUCGAGGGUAGCUGAGGCGUUGUCAUUAGUUAAAAGUUCUAAUUAUUCAUCACCCAGGGAAGAAAUGAAACUCACUCAAGAAUUUUUCCUGCAGACUCAGAGUCUCCUUGGCAUAUCUUCGGAAGAAAUCAUAGAGCCAUCCCAGGUUGAAGAAGUGGUCUCGGCAUCUGCCUCCACCACUUUGGGAAGAAAUGCCUCACAUAACUGCAUUCCGCCAAAGGGCGAUACGGCAGGUAGCUCCUCGGAACCAGUGAGUGACAGGAGUGCUCUAAAGAGUGAACAUAGGAAUUUUGAACCCUUCGAUUCAGCUUUUACCAAGCAAACCAGCCUCUCUGUGAGUAGAGAGGAGGCCAGCCUGGAGUUCUCCGAGGACGAUUCUGACAUUGACCUCACUCUCACAAUAUCGCCACCCACCAGCCCCAGAGAAGAGAUGCCUGCGGGGGGACUAGAGCUGAGGCAGGAGGCCCCCGUGUCGAAUCUGGAACUUCAGGAUGCGACCGAAGAGAUAAUCAGGCCAGAAGAGGUGACUCUCCUAGAAAACCCAGAAGUGGAUUCUGCUGAUUUUACAUCCGUAUUCCCUACAGUGCCAGAGAAAUCGUUAGAAAGUAAGGAGAGAAAAGGUGAUAAUUUACAAACAGUUACCUUAAUACUUUCUAAAGAAACUUGCGCCCUUGAGAUUGCAGAGGAAGUGAACGUUACCUCAGACUUUCCCUUUGCCUCUUUAAUUGAAGAAGUGUCACCAGCUUCCAGUCCUGACCCUCAGGAUCCGGUCGAAGCAGCACAGCCAUCUCAGGCCUUGCCUCUGUGUAGUUUACAACUGGCCGAUACACAGCGGGAGACAAAUGCCAGAUUCUCCCGGAUCGAGUCGGUAGAUUCGGCCUUCACGGAGAAAGGAAAUUCUUUUGUUGGUCCUGUCCAUCCAGUGGGACAAGAUAACCUAACUAGAGUCCAGCAAAUGCAGCUUUCUGCUGAAAUGCCACUAGUAGGAAGUAAGCAUCCAGAAAGAAAAGAUGGCCAUUUGACCCUUCCUGGUAAAGUAACUGAGGAAAUUGUCCCAGGGGAGCACGGUGAGGGUGAGGGUUUGUCUUUCUCAGAAAAGGUGCCAUGCUGUGAUACGGAGCUGGGCCAGCCUGCCCCAGCUGCCAAACACGGAGAGGACAUCAAGCCUUCUCUAGAAAAAUUGGUGACAUCGGGAAAUCCACUGCAGCCAGUUAGCGUACAGAACAGGAAUUUAAGUCCUCUUGUCUUGGAGACCGGUGAGCCUCCAUUUAGUCCUAGAAAAAUGACUGAAAAUAAGUUUUUGGCAGACACAUUUGUUUCUACAACUGCUCCAAGUGGUACAGUGAAUGUGUCACUAAGACAGCCGACCAGCCCUAAAAGUAUUAAAAAUCUCUUUAGCAGUGAUGGGAAGACAGAUGAAGGCGUUUACGUGCAAGCUCAGUCCUUGAGCUCUGGCUCAGUUGGUGGAGCUGAUACACGGACACACGGACACUCAGAGAUCCCCAAACUUGCUUUUCCCUCAGAUGGUGCUGCCUUACCCCACUGUCCCAGACCCACGAACACAGAAACCGGGUUCCAGACACAGGAAGUCUCAGUAGUCAGAAUGGCCAGUUUGCUGAAGAAUAGUGACACUGAGGCCAAAUUCCAUGAAGAAAUCACAGAUCUAGGAAGUGUUGACUCCCAGUCAAGCACCACAUCUCCAAAAGGCAAACAAAAAACAAUUCAUGGGCUGCAAGAUAGGGCAGUGUGUGAAACAAAAGAUCUGCUGAACGCUGGGCUUUUCCCCAUGUGUGUACCUGGGGAUUCAUACCAUGAAACAGCCAUCACCGGUGAAAAUACCAGUAGAGAGCCCUGUGCUUCCGUCGUUCCCCAGUCUUGUGCCCCUCUUGUUGGUGGAGUGUCUGAAGAGCAGACAGCAGAUAAGGGCUCUGGUGAGGGGCUUAGAGCCGAGGAGGACUCGGGGACCGUGGGUGGGGGCGUGGGUGUCUGUGUGAAUUCUGACGUCCGUUGUGAGCCACUUUCUGCAGAGUCCGAUCUAGACUCUUGGGACUGCAGAAAUCCCAAAUCAGAGGGAGAGGCUUCCUGCACUUUGAGGUAUAGUCAAACCAAGAAAGAAGAAGAUGCUUCAAAAGAGGAUUAUGACUCUUUCCUGAGCCUAAAUAACAGUGAUAAUGAAGAGUGGGGCUACUCUGCCCAUGCCCCAGGGCUGGAGACGGGCAUUGCUCCCAGACACUGGCUCGUUGGAUUCAAGAAAGAAGAGAGGUGUGUGCCAUCUUAUAUCCAGAUCCGAGACCUCCGUGGCAUCCCCAGGACUUACGCUAAUUUCACCGUAACUAGAGAGCUCACAGAUACCACGAGAACUUUGCACAGCCUGAAGAGGCACCCCAAUUUCACUGCAAAAUGUGGCUUGCUCAGCUCCUGGACAGAUACCUGGCAGGUGGCAGAUGACCUCACCCAGAACACUUUAGAUCUGGAGUAUCUGCGUUUUGCACAUAAGCUAAAACAAAUUGUAAAGAAGGGCGAUUCUCAUCAUUCUGCCUCCUCCACCAAUGUCUUUCCAAAGGAGCCCCCUCUAACUGGUGCUGGAGCCUUCCCUCUGACAACAGUGCCCGAGUCCCCGGCUCUGCACCUUGCAUCCCGCAGCAGAAGCCCCCUUGUGGUAACAGUGGUGCACUCAGGCUCCCGGCAGCAGGGCCCGCGCAGGACCGGCCACGCGCUCGGCAGUUUGGACAGUUCUUCCUUUUGGAAGGAGAGCUGUGGUCACAAUAGAAAUCAUCUUGCAAAUUCCGAAAGAAAUCAGACUGUUUCAUUCCACCUCAACAAACUGAAAUAUAACACUACUUUAAAAGAAUCCCGGAACGAUAUUUCACUUAUUCUCAAUGAGUACGCUGAAUUCAACAAGGUGAUGAUGAAUAGCAACCCGGUCGUUUUCCCCGAGAAAGAGUCCACCAUGGCUUCUGGAGAAGCCUCCUCCCGAGAGCUGUAUUCCUCUUUCCCACGGGCAGCCUCCUAUGAAGACAUGAUCACAGACCUGUGCACCAGUUUGCACGUCAAACUGAAGAGUGUGGUCCAAGAGGCCUGUAAGAGCCCCUUCCUGUUCUACGUCCUGGAGACCGAAGACCAGUCAUUCUUUGUGAGAACAAAGAGUGUCCUGAGGAAAGGAGGCCAUACGGAAAUUGACCUGCAGCAUUUCUGUCAAGGCUUUCACAGAGAGAAUGACACGCUGCUAGUCGUCAUCAGAAAUGAAGAUAUAGCGUCACACCUGCAUCAAAUUCCCUCUUUGCUGAAGCUGAAGCACUUCCCCAGCGUCCUCUUCGCUGGAGUGGACGGCCCUGAGGACGUGCUCGAGUACACCUACCAAGAGCUAUUUCAGACGGGAGGCUUUGUGGUCUCGGAUGACAAGAUCCUGGAAACCGCCACGUUAGCUCAGCUGAAGGACAUGGUCAGGACCCUGGAGAAGCUGAACAGAAACGGGAGGUGGAAAUGGCUGCUUCACCACAGGGAAAACAAAAAGCUAAGACAAGACGUCAGAGUGGAUUCAGUUGCACGUAAGAAGAACUUAAUACUGAAAUCCUAUCAGAGUGCAAAUCUCAUCGAACUGCUUCCUUAUCACCAGUGUGACUCUCGAGCACCAUCAAAAGCAGAACAUUUAAAAUGUCUGCUAAACCUGCAAAUUCAGCACAUCCACGCCAGGUUUGCGGUGUUCCUAACAGAAAAGCCCACCGUCUCCAGAGAAGUCUUUGAAAAUAGUGGCAUCCUUGUUACAGAUGUAAAUAACUUCAUUGAAAAUAUACCAAAAAUAGCAGCUCCGUUUAGGAGUAGCUAUUGGUAAGGACACUUUCCAGAACUCUCCUGUGUGAACGGGACAGCACAGAUACUGACAUUCGUAUUUGUGUCCGAGGACACCAGUUGUUGGCAAACUCUGUUCUUUACCUUCUACAUCAUGCUGUGAAUUUUAAAUCUGUGCUAGGGGUGGAAUCACUGUUGGUUUGGCUCAAGUGGGAAUUUCUGAAGGAUCCACCUACUUCAGAGUAACCCAUUUCAUCUGACACCAGUUGUCACCUGCAGUUCAUCUUGUUCCCAGGACAGAAGAUGCAUAGAAGUCCCCGUUCGACAGUCUCCUGUUUCUAAAACAUUUCUUGGUUGUUCUAAGAUGAAAUUAUCAAUUUUGUGUUUAUCCAGGUGAUCAGCUGGCCGAGACGGCGAUGCCACCACAACCAAUUCCUAGUUUCCUUUUACUUUGAAAACUUUUUAGAUAAAACAGUUUUCUCAUAUUUGAAAAAUCAAUAUUCUACAACUUGAGAGUUUUCCUUCAUUUCUUUACACUUUGCUAUAAAAUCUUGGCCUUCAUUCACAGUGGGAUGUCAGCUGUCCACUAGCUUUGGGUUGCAGUGUUCAGUAUUAUUGUUUUAAAUUAUUUUCAUUUUAUACAGAGAGCCUUCAAAGCUAUUAAUUAAGCUCAAUGUUAAAAAGAUUUUUACAAACACGUUUACUUAGUUGUAGCAAAAAUAAGUAUUUUAACGGAUAGCUUUGUUUUUGCAUGUUCCUCUCUGAAAAGCGUUCUGUAGUGCAUGUUACACUCAGUUGUAAAGGCUUUACCACCCUCGUGAAAGCUAGGAUUGUAUGUGGUUUGUUUGCUGUUAUUCUGGCAACACUACAGUAAGUUCUGUGUUACAGAUUUAUAAACUGUCAGUUUCCACUUACUCAGUUUUUGUAAAUACUGCACUACAAAAUCAACCCUCUGAGGAAGAAAAUCAUUUAUUUAUGGUAUUAGAAAUAAUUUCUACCGUAAUCUUUAAACUCAAAACCAAGCAAAAAAUGUUUGUAGAUACACAGUAUCUAUUUGGAACAAGUUUUUGUAACUGAUUUCAUUUUUUUUAAUAAAGACAACUGAAAAA
Messenger RNA from Callorhinus ursinus (northern fur seal), 9321 nucleotides. The record is from RefSeq and is a predicted model, not a curated record. NCBI's taxonomy places the organism in Eukaryota, Metazoa, Chordata, Mammalia, Carnivora, Otariidae.